AUGUCAAAUGAUAUUAUGCACCACCACCAUGGUCGCCAAGACCAACAGCAGCAACAAGAAUUCGAUAAACUGAUAAGCAAGGGUAAUCAUCUUGAAUUCUAUAAAGAACAGGACAAUAUUAAGUUCCACAAACAAAAAUUGUUUCAUUUAACUACAAAUCGUUUAAAAUUAUAUUUAGGUAACAGCACUAAGAAGUUGAUAACACAGAAUGGUCAUAAUGAAUGCACAAAGAAUGAUUUAGAUGUAGUCGAAGAAGCUGAAAUUAACAGGAAAUAUGAUGUUCCUUUUGAACUAAAUCAUAAACCAUUGAACAACGCAACAUCAAACAAUUUGCCGUUGAUCCAAUCAUCAUUAAUCUCAACAUCAUUAUCUUACACAUCUUUAUCGUCGUAUUCAUCAACGGCCACAAAACUAGUACACAAAUCAACUAAGCAUAGAGAUAAGAGGUCAAGAGAAAAAUUCGCUAAUACUCUGUUACUUAAAUUAGAAGCGUUGUCACCAAGGUUCAGUAAAUCAACAUUAUACUCGACAACACUAAUUAAAACAACAAAUAAGAGUGAUUUUACUGAAUACAAUGAGAAUGAUCAUUUUUAUCAAGAAACGGUAAACCCAUAA
Heterobilharzia americana is the source of this 615-nucleotide messenger RNA. Lineage: Eukaryota; Metazoa; Platyhelminthes; Trematoda; Strigeidida; Schistosomatidae. The record is from the annotation of a GenBank genome assembly.